Molecule: messenger RNA, 429 nt
Organism: Aspergillus fischeri NRRL 181
Lineage: Eukaryota; Fungi; Ascomycota; Eurotiomycetes; Eurotiales; Aspergillaceae
Product: hydrophobin family protein
Exons: 3
Coding region: 1-429 (142 amino acids)
Cellular component (GO): fungal-type cell wall
Molecular function (GO): structural constituent of cell wall
Source: RefSeq, a predicted model, not a curated record
AUGAAGCUCAUCACCACCAUUGCAGCCCUCCUCCUCGCCGUCACGGCGGAAGCUGGUGGAAAGAAGGGUUGGGGCGGCGACUACCCUCCGAUCCCCAGCGACAUGACCGUGAAAGAGGCAGCAAAGAAGUGCGGUGACCAGGCCCAGCUCUCCUGCUGCAACAAGGCCAUCCGCGCCGGCGACAAGACCGACAUCGGGGGCGCUCUGAAGAACAUUAUCGGCGGUGGCUCUGGCAACCAAGGCGUGGAGAUUUUCGAUCAGUGCUCCCAUCUGGGUGUUCAAAUUCCUAUCAUUGCGAUUGCUGUCCAGAAUAUCCUGAACGAAGAAUGCCAUCAGAAUGUGGCCUGCUGCCAGACGAACCCCGGCAGUGCAAGCAACGACUUGAUUGGUGUCGAGCUGGCCUGUAUCGCACUUGGAAAUCUGCUGUAG